Messenger RNA from Arabidopsis arenosa, 462 nucleotides. The record is from the annotation of a GenBank genome assembly. NCBI's taxonomy places the organism in Eukaryota, Viridiplantae, Streptophyta, Magnoliopsida, Brassicales, Brassicaceae.
GAACGAAGGAAGAAGAAGAAGGAUGGGGUACGUGUUGAGGGUAAGAUUGGCUUCUUUCUUCGCCGGAGCUGCGACUGCGUCUUUUAUCGGACUCUCUGUUCUCUACAAGGAUUACAAAGUCGCUCACGAAUCGAUUUCUCAGCAGGCAAAGUCUUUUCAUGACUCUCUGGAUAGAAGGAUCUCUACUCUUGAAAGCUUGAGACAAACUGAAGCUCCUCAACUUGCUGAGACAACUGAAUAGUAUCUGUUUCGACAUUGACAAUUUCUGCUUGGCAAUGAUGUUUUGAGUUGAGAUGCUCUUUUUCGCUUUUAUGAAUAACUUGGGAGUUCUUGUAUGACUCUACUGUUAUGAAACAAUGGAGUUAAGGUAGUCUACAAUGGAUUUAAACUUGCUGUAACACUUGCCAUGAAAAAUUUGUGUUCCAUCUAUUUUUUUGGAUUUAGUAAACUAGUACCAUCUUG